AUGUCUGCCGGAGCAGUAUUAGCACAGCUUUCGGUCGUCCUGGCCCACAUGGAAUCUGUUAGUUCCAAGCUGAGCUCCAACAUUCGCCCGAGCUGGGACCAACUAAAAGAGUUUCAAAAUUUGAGCGUACAACUGGAAGCAGCUUCGGAGAGAAUUAAAAAAAAUUUGGAAAUCCUAUUGCGCAGAAGGGCCCCGACAGAGAAAGAUAUAAACCUUGCAGAACAAGUUCGUUCCGCUAAAGAUAUUAGACAGGUGAUGCCGUCGCUUGGGGCAACUCUUAAGAGGAAUCUUAUUCUCCUAUUCCAAGGACCACGACUUGAUUCCGCACUUGACACUAGCGCCACAAAAGCCAGAAAAAACCAAGCUCGAACUAGAUGCGAGACACUUCGCGCUCAAACGCAUCACUUGAUCCUCCUGUGGUCAAUAAAAAUUCAGCCAUCCGCUUGGAGCAGUUCAGUGGGCAUGAGCGAUAACACCUUCUACUUUCUCAUUGAAGAGCUAAAGAUGGAAGAAAUGAGUCAAGUCCCAGCCCGUAUAGUCGAAAUUUUGGAGUACUUAAAAAAAGAAGAACCUCUGAAGAAUAGUAUGCCGUUCGAGAACUUCGCCAAAAAGGUAGCUCAGCAUAAGGCAUGUACGGAUUCACUUAAGCGGAAACAUUCAACAGAAACUUCUAGCUAUCAAGAAGGAUCUUAUAAAACAUUGAGGGAAGACGACAGCCAGCAACAAAUGCAGUUGAUCGAGCGAAGCAAGCAAAUCGAUUAUAAAGGUUCGUCAAUGCCGAUUAGUAACCUGCCGAUUUUGAUUGACAGGCUCCCAACGGCAAUAAAGAGCAGCGUGCAAUGGAAAUGGGAACGCAGAGUCUUCUUGAACAAUGUUGGCGGUUUAGAAGGGGAUAUUUUGGACAGAACAGAUUGUCUGAAUUUCUUUGUUCCCAAGGAUCGAAACCAUGAUAUUUCCAUCACUUUAACGGUCGGUCAUGAAGUCGGAUUGGAGGUAAUAGCGGAGGUAGAGGCUAUUCGCGCGUGA
Messenger RNA from Aspergillus tanneri, 1026 nucleotides. RefSeq lists its product as uncharacterized. The coding region runs from base 1 to 1026 and encodes 341 amino acids. The transcript has 2 exons. The record is from RefSeq and is a predicted model, not a curated record. NCBI's taxonomy places the organism in Eukaryota, Fungi, Ascomycota, Eurotiomycetes, Eurotiales, Aspergillaceae.